UGAUCGGACAAAAAUAGAACAAACCCAAAAUCAAGGGCACUGUAUCGGCAAUUUUACCAAACUUCCCUGGAGGGGCCCCUCUUUUUUGUGUGUUUAAUUUUUGUAAGUUCGCAGGAUUAAACCGCCUUUCCCAUCAAUUUGAAGGAAUCUUCAGCUCACGACGCCACCGUCUCGCUUCAAAGUCCAGCGAGAAUGGCGGUUAGACAAAGCCGCAAGCAAAUUACACAACCAGAGAUAAAUGAAGAAGUUGAAUCUUCAUCUGAAAAAGGCAAAAGUUUCAUUGCACCCAGAAUCCUUCAACAGCGAGAAUUUCAGGGUGCUUUGACUGCGCAAAGAAGUAAUGGGCUGGGAAAUUCUGGCCAUUCACACGUGCAUAAUGGUGGCAACAGUAGUGCUACAGACAUUCAUGAAUCAGAAAGUCUUUCUGAAAUUGAUGAUGCUGAGGUCAUUGGAUAUCUUAACACCAAGCAUGAGAUGCGUUAUAAGAGGAUCUUGUGGGAAGCAAUGGAUAGAGGAUUUUCAAAGGCUAAGAAACCAAAACUGAAGGCAGAACUCAAAAGAAGUACUUCUGUUGAUAAAGCUGCAAAAGCCACUCCUAAAAUAGAGAAAAAGGGUCGCUUUAUGGAUUGUGUUUAUCUUGUCAGUUAUUUUGCCCAAGUGUUAAGACAGACUUUUAAUUGUUUUAUAGAGGCCGAGUUCCAGAAUUAACUAUGAUGCUCUUAGUAAGCUAGCUGAUGAACUGAAGUAGAAUUGGACCAAUCCUAGCAUCAUUUGUGGCAGAUGUAUAUCUGUGGAUGCAUGUGCAAACUUAUCAGUUUGACAUUACAACAGGUAACUAAGAUUAGAGUAGUGUAAUCUCUUCAUAUGAUUUGGUGUUGCUGAUAUCCUUCUCAUUCACAAAUUCAACCUGUCCACCAUUGUAACAUAUCUUGGUGCCUUUCAAAGAAUCAAAUGGUUGAAAAUUGGCAGUGAUCUAACAAUAAUUUUUAGCAAGGACGAAUGUUAUCUUCAGGUACAAAGUUAACGAAAGUUCAUUCUCUGAUGCAUUUUUAUCAUUCACAUGGCUUAUGGCAGGAAUGAGUUGAGCAAAGUGGAGUAAAUGAAAAGUUAGCAUUGACUGCCAUUUGCAUCAUUAAGUAAUUUUCAACUGAUUCUUGUUUCUUUUCCAAACUGGUGGUAUCAUUGGGAAAACUCAGUGUGGAAAAGGUCUGUUCGGCAGCAUGAAUGGCCCAUAUGAUAAACAUGAAAGCAGCAUAACAGGAACCUCAACGAAGCAUGAUCAGAAAAAUUUUAAUUCUCAUGAUGUUUUUGUCUACUUUACACUAAAUUUCAGCAUUGUGUUUGUUUCGGUUUAAUUAGCUUCCUGUGUUCGCUUGAUGUCACUGCAGAAUCAAGGUCUUGAUAGCAAUGCUGGUCAGUAAGGUGCAGUCGAUACUUACCUCUUCUCUACCGAAAUGAACGUGCCUAAGAACUCUAGGUAAAUAGUGUUGCAGUUGCUGGAUACGGCAUAAUUAUUAGAUGCCAAAAUACUGGUGACAACUUGGUGAGAUGAUAAGAAAGUUGAGGAUCAUCGUGCUGAAGAUCGUAAACUUUCUGAGCAGUCUCCCUGACAAAUCAUCCUUGAAAGGUCCAGCAUAGAGGAUGAGCCUCUCAAAACUAUAAUGAGCUAAAUUUGAUGAGCCUCCAACAAUAAGAUAGGAAGCUUUUGUCUUGUCUGACUUUAGAGUGAAAAACUGGCUUUGUAAUUUAAUAUUCUCGUUUUAAGAAAAAAUUUUCUAUCUUUUUU
Messenger RNA from Coffea arabica (coffee), 1786 nucleotides. NCBI's taxonomy places the organism in Eukaryota, Viridiplantae, Streptophyta, Magnoliopsida, Gentianales, Rubiaceae. The record is from RefSeq and is a predicted model, not a curated record.